GUUUUGCUUCAAACGGUACGACAUGGCUCCUAACGAAUAGGUGUCUCCUUGCUUGGAGCUGUUCCUGCUUCCUUCCAUUUAUGCCUGAGUACGUCUGUUUUCGUCUCUAGUUUCAUAUCUUUUGACAUCGUCCCGUAGGAACAGUUGAUGGGGUCUUACUGUAAUCUUCAAUCUGUGUUCUCGAGCUUCUGUUUCCAGGAUUCCAUGCUGUGUGAGAUUUCUGCCGUUUUUCUCACGCAGUUAUCCAGAGACUAUGUUCUUUUUGACUCUUGUUCAAAUUCCUUUCUGGGUUUUCUCUAUUUCGUUUGAUUUUUCUCAGUGAUUUUGAGUUCUUCGGUAGAGAACAGCUUCGUUGGUGAACGGCCUUGCCGCUUACUUCCUCGUGAUAGCUUGUUUAUUUUCCUUAGUUCAUGCUCAACUUUCUCAUCAGGCCAAUUCUUUUGGGUGCUUAUUACUUCAGGAUUCGAGAUAAUUAGAAACCCAUGUCGUCCUGAUUUGCAGUAAAAUCAAAAUAAACCCUAUUUGUAAACUAAACAGGAUCAUCCUUGCUAUAUUUGGGAAGAUAUAUUGGCAAUCCAAGCCAUGACUUUCAAAGAGCAUGAAAUGAUUCGCAAUAACUCAAAUACACAGUGGCCGUCGCUAGCGUUUGCGCCUUGGUUGGUGCUCUAUGGCUCACAAACUCCUCAGAGUGAAUCCUUUGGUCGAUUGAGUUCUUCAUCAGUGGAACAACAUGCUUCCGAAGAGUUCCUCCCUCCAUUCAAAAAAGCGAGUCAAGCUGUCGAAGAAAGCACCGACAGGCCAGAUACGGCUCAAUUCGCCAUCUUUACCGGAGAAAGCAAAUGCUCCAUCGACUGGCAGAAACCUCAGCUAACCAUGUCAGCUCUACCGGAAUAUGGUUCUAAUCUCCGUUGUGAAUUUGGCCAACCGAUGAUGUCCUCGAAAUAUUCGAAUGCAGAUCAGAGUUUCGGACUAUUCCCUCUUUAUGGAGCUCAAUGCCAGGGCCGCAUCAUGCUUCCACUGAAUUUGACAGCAGAAGACGGACCGAGGUACGUGAAUGCCAAGCAGUAUCAAAGGAUCCUCACCCGUCUCAAGUGCCGCGCAAAGGAGAAAUCAGAGAACUUUGGAAGAGCCCGCAAGCCAUACAUGCACAAGUCGCGCCAUCUUCAUGCUAUGCGCCGCCCCAGGGGAUGCGGAGGUCGCUUCUUAAAUACAAAAGCCCUGAAGAACGAAACAGCAGUAAGCAUGAAGAAAACUGGCAGUGAUGGAAUAUCGCCGUGCCCAAAAGGUCCUCAGAGCUCGGAAGUUCAGCAAUCUGGGAGCAGAGAUUCGAAUGCAACGAAAGUGAGAAAUACCAACAGGACCAACGUUACUGGUUUGGAGAUGGCCAGCCUGUAUUCCCCGCAUCGCUUGCUGACCAAUCACGUCCGACCAUGCGCUCACCCACAUCUGCGUGUGGAUAAUGCAGGGCACGACAUAGUUAUGCCCGGAAACUGGGCGCCAGCAGCCGAUAGCUGCUGCAACCUCAAAGUAGUUUGAGGGCAACGGAAGUGGUUCCGGGGCUAGUUGCAGUGCCAUGGCCACGUCCUAGCAGCAACCAUAAGUCGAGGCUUAGUCGCAAUUACUGUUUUUGCACUGAGUUUCUUGGUCUGGAACCAUUUGGUUGUCUUAGGCAAAUCAUCCUUGGCUCAUGUGCAUCGAGGUAGUCUUGACCAUGCUAUUUAGGAUGGCUUGAGGCGUUUGAGACCUUGAUGCCUAAUAAAAGUACAAUAUCAAAAAGCGACAAUUUUAGGUUUCCCUUGCUGGAUGUUGAUGUAAUAAGAGCAUGUCAAACGUGCGUUUCCUGUCAAAAAGACAUCAAUGCUCUGC
This is a messenger RNA of Rhodamnia argentea, 1866 nucleotides long. RefSeq names its product nuclear transcription factor Y subunit A-10-like. The transcript is spliced from 6 exons. The coding region runs from base 583 to 1536 and encodes 317 amino acids. Gene Ontology annotation, biological process: regulation of transcription by RNA polymerase II. Gene Ontology annotation, molecular function: DNA-binding transcription factor activity, RNA polymerase II-specific; RNA polymerase II cis-regulatory region sequence-specific DNA binding. Lineage: Eukaryota; Viridiplantae; Streptophyta; Magnoliopsida; Myrtales; Myrtaceae. The record is from RefSeq and is a predicted model, not a curated record.